UCUUUUUUCCUUCUUUUCUCCACUUGCGAUCAUGAGCCCUAUUGAAAACAAGACUACUUUGAAGCUUGGUGUUCUUGCUUUGCAAGGUGCAUUCCUGGAGCAUAUCCACAUGCUCGACAAUUUGCCUACAGUCUCUGAGGCCAUUCCAGUCCGUAAUCUUGAACAACUGCAAUCAGUGGAUGCACUCAUUAUUCCCGGAGGCGAAUCGACCUCUAUGGCCUUGAUUGCUGAACGCUGUGGUCUCCUCGAACCCCUCCGAGAGUUUGUUAAGACAAAGCCAACUUGGGGCACUUGUGCAGGCAUGAUCAUGUUGGCCAACGAGGCUACGAGUGCAAAGAAGGGAGGACAGCAGUUAAUUGGUGGUCUUGCUAUCCGUGUCAACCGGAAUCAAUUCGGUACCCAGAAGGAGUCUUUUGAUACCAAGUUGCACAUGCCUAAAUUAGUAGGCGAGACACCUUUCCAUGCAAUCUUUAUUCGUGCACCCAUCAUUACUGAUGUGCUAUCAGACGAUGUCAAGGUCGUUGCUCGUUUGGAACAAAAGGUCGGCCAGACCGAAGCUGAAACCAUCGUUGCAGUCCGUCAGGGUCAUCUCUUUGCCACCGCAUUCCAUCCCGAAUUGACCUAUGAUAACCGACUUCACAGCUACUUUGUAGACAUGGCUCUAGAGUGCCAUAGCAAUAACUAAGUUUAAAUCAUGAUUUGUAUUAGUUCAUACGCAUCCAUUUACAUCCACAUUCCCCAUCUUAUCCUAUAUUUCUUCUGUACACAUUCUCCUAGAAAACAUAUCAUUAGAGCAUAUAUACUCCAUUCGCUUCAAAGUCAAAGGAUUUUCUUUGUAUGAGCCGGUAGGCAGUAGCCUUUUUUUUAAUGUGUUUCUUUCUCACACACACAUUCUCUUCAAUUUUCUUCCUCCACACUAGAAGAUUUCAAUAAACGGUACAUGAUUGACACCCAUUAA
Messenger RNA from Zychaea mexicana, 958 nucleotides. Its product is annotated as PdxT/SNO family. Gene Ontology annotation, cellular component: cytosol; glutaminase complex. The coding region runs from base 32 to 685 and encodes 217 amino acids. The record is from RefSeq and is a predicted model, not a curated record. Gene Ontology annotation, biological process: pyridoxine metabolic process; pyridoxal 5'-phosphate biosynthetic process. Lineage: Eukaryota; Fungi; Mucoromycota; Mucoromycetes; Mucorales; Lichtheimiaceae. The transcript has 2 exons. Gene Ontology annotation, molecular function: glutaminase activity.